AUGAUGUCCAGGAGCCAGUCGAGUCUGGGCUUCCUAGAUGCAGGUCAAGAACCCGCCCCAACAGGCGGUGCCUCGCCGUCGUUCAAUCAACAACCCUCGUCAGGACCAAUCAACCUAUCUGGAUUGGUGUGCAAUGUGCGCCGAACCACCGGCACGGAGCCUCACCCCCUGGUCGGGGCUACCACAACAAUUUUGGGCGACAAACUAUACGUUUUCGGAGGCCGGAUCCUCUCGCGGAGUCGUCCUAAGUUAACCGCAGACCUAUAUGAAUUGGAUCUGAUCCGGCGGCACUGGACCAAGAUUGAAGCGACAGGAGACAUUCCUCCGCCACGUUACUUCCACAGUGUAUGUGCUCUCGGAGAUAACAAAUUGGUUGCCUAUGGUGGCAUGUCGCCAGCUCCCAGUGCCUCCAAAGAUCCUUCAAACCCCAGUGCGUCUGGAUCGGAGACUCAGGCAGAGGUCGUGGUCAUGUCGGAUAUUCACAUUUUCGAUGUCCCAUCGCGCGCAUGGACUCGGGUUGCGUCGCACGACUCACCGCAAGGACGAUAUGCUCAUUGUGCCACGAUUCUCCCGUCAAGUGCCAGUUUCACUUCUGCGCGUGCGCCGCUGUCGGCUAUCCAUAAUAACCCUGAAUCCUCCACACCCCACCAAGGCUCAAUCGGGGUGGACAUUGAUGGCUUUGGUGGCGCUGAAAUGGUAGUUGUUGGUGGCCAAGACAGCUCCAACCACUACAUUGAGCAAACUAGCGUUUUCAACCUUCGCAGUCUCAAAUGGACCAAUACUAGUCCUCUCGGUCGCAGCUGCGGUGCCUAUCGUAGUGUCGUCGCACCCCUGGUGGGCAUGGACGUCUCCGAGAUUGGAUCUACUGCCCCUGAGCAAGACACACAAGAGCCGAUCGAGGAAGCGGAGUCGCCAGGAUGCCCCAUGCUAAUUUAUUCAAAUUAUAACUUCCUCGAUGUUAAGCUGGAGCUGCAGGUGCGCCUGCCGGACGGGCGUCUUGUUGAACGACCGAUGCAGAGCCAAGCAUCUCCACCUGGGCUGCGUUUCCCCAAUGGUGGUAUUAUUAAUGGCCAUUUUGUUGUCAGUGGUACUUACUUGACUUCCUCGAAACAAGAAUACGCUCUAUGGGCUCUUGACUUGAAGACCCUAACUUGGGGUCGUAUUGACGCCGGUGGGUCCGUGUUUGGUCAUGGUAGCUGGAAUCGUGGUAUUCUUUGGCCACGUCGCAGCUCGUUUGUGAUCCUUGGACACCGCAAGCGUAGCCUGGUUGAUGAUUACAAUCACCGGCGGAUCAACUUCUCACAUAUCUGUUUGGUUGAACUGGAGGCCUUUGGUCUUUACAACAACCCCUCUCGUACAUCUUCAACAUCAGGAUACAAGUCGUAUAGCUCACCUUCAGUCCCUGCAUCUCUGCAACAGAAGCUAGCCCAAUUGACGACUGGUGGACGGCCGCUAUCAGCCGCAUCGGAUGAGCUGGGGAAACUGGCGCUUUCGUUGCACGAGAUGUCUGACAUGGAGUUACAGGCUGUUGGCGGAGAGCGCAUUCCCGUGAACUCUCGUGUCCUGGCCCGACGCUGGGGACCUUAUUUCAUCCAGCUUCUGCGCGAAUCGUCCGAAGGCGGAAUUGCGGACGGCGGAACUCUUCGCCCUGUCCAGAUCCACCCAAGUCGCAACUCCAGCAUCACCAUUACCCCGUCUAUUGGCCACAAUAGUCUUUAUUCUAAUGCAACGACUUUGGUCAACCCCUCUGCCCCCUCUAAGGCUCUCCUUGAGAACUUGGAAGCUCCCUCUGCACAUGGGCUUGCCCCGACUGCCCGACCCCGUGUGCUAUAUCUCCCCCACACCAUCCUUACACUCCAAGUCCUCGUUCAGUAUCUAUACACAUCCGCUCUUCCUCCUCCAGGCUCUUCCUUGUGCACACCGCAGAUCCUCUGUUCCCUCCUCCAGCUCGCACGACCCUACCAGAUAGAUGGUCUCCUAGAAGCUACCGUGGAAAGACUGCACCAAGUCCUCGAUGGCCGCAAUGCCGCGGCAGUAUUCAACGCAGCGGCUAUGGCAGCAGGAGGCGGAAGAGGUACUGGCUUCACCGGUGGCCUAGGCGGCACGCUAGAAGCCCUCAAUGGCUCACAUGGUAAUGGCUCCAUGCACGAUGUUUCCGAGGGCACAAAUUCCCACCACAGUGGCCUAAUGGCUUCUGACUCAUCCGACACAGAGCAUGGCGCCAUGCCUCCCUCCGCUGCCAGCAGCACGGGCGAUCUCACCAACUACACGCGCGGCAUCCCAUCACUGCGCAUCGACACCAACAUCCGUGGCCGGCAGCACCGCAGCGCUCACCGCGAGCGUGAAGACUCCAUCAGUACCGCAAGCACCGCUACAUCAGCGUCCAGCUUCGGUCAGUCUGACUCAGAGUUUGUCAGCGAUACUGAAAGCCGCUCGCAGUCCCGCGCUCACCAGCGCCGUGGCACGGAUGCUAGCCGCCCAUCCCGCGAAAUCUGGACCGGCGACCUGUCCAGUGUCAUCGGUCUGCAGAAACGUGGUCUGCGUGGUCUAAUGGAGGGUCGUCGUAUGCGUGAGCGAAGUGUGAAGCCCCCCAGCGUGAGCAGCGGCUUAGCUUCUGUGCCUCCAUCGACAGGCUCAGGAGAGCACCAGUUCCAUAUGCCGGGUGUGGCCGGCUAA
Messenger RNA from Penicillium pulvis, 2676 nucleotides. Its product is annotated as putative regulatory protein Ral2. The record is from RefSeq and is a predicted model, not a curated record. The transcript has a single exon. Gene Ontology annotation, cellular component: cytosol; mitochondrion. Gene Ontology annotation, biological process: cell redox homeostasis. The coding region runs from base 1 to 2676 and encodes 891 amino acids. NCBI's taxonomy places the organism in Eukaryota, Fungi, Ascomycota, Eurotiomycetes, Eurotiales, Aspergillaceae. Gene Ontology annotation, molecular function: protein binding.